CAAAAAAAUUGAAUUAUACCAAUUAUGAUCCAAAAAACUUCCGAAAUAGGAACACUGGUUUCCAUUCCGAAUUCCAAAAGUUCCGAUUUCCGAUUUUUAGAUCUUAUUUUAACCGAAUUCAAAUGCAUAUUAGAUUCCAACUUUCGGUCCAAUUUUAAUUUUCGAAAAUAUUUCUGAAAAUUCCGACCUCUUUUUCCCUAUAAUAUCAAUAUUAACAUGUAUUAAAAGUGAACCAAACAUUGGAAUUUCUGAAUUUCGCCAUUUCGAUCCAAACACGUACCGAUUCUUCAACACAUUUUUUCCUUCCAAUUUUCGAAAAUUUGAUUUUUCGUGUAUAUUGUCCGUUCUUUUUAGUACAAAGUUUCCACUUCCGAAAAACCACUUUGUUUAGAAAGUGCUAAUUUCGAUUCGACCCUUCUGAUUUCUACUCGUAAAUCGUGUUUUUUUUCUACACUUCAAAAUAUUAUCAAGAGAGAGAAAGAAAAAAAAAGUUAUUCAAAGGCGCCUAACAAAACCCUAGAAACUUUGAGCUGUUAUAUAUAGCUCCACUACUCCUCCUCCUCUUAAUUAAGUUCUUCUACAUCUAAAUAUAUAUAUACAUAUACAUAUAUAUAUAUAUAUAUAUAUAUAUAGAUAUAGAUAUAGAUAUGGAUGAUGAUGAUGGUGAAUAUGAUGAAGGCAGCAGCUUGUUCCCAGGUUACUCAUCAGCUAGAUCCCAGCAAGACAUGUCUGCCAUGGUCUCCGUCCUCUCUCGAGUUCUCGGCUACACCGGAGAUAACCCCCCGCCCCCUCCCCACCCCCCCUCAUCGGAAUAUUCUCAAUACCUACCGCCACCACCAACUGCACCACCGCAAACCCUACCCCAACUCCCACAACAACAAGCAAGUACAAGCCCGAAAAGGAGACACUACAGAGGGGUGCGGCAGAGGCCGUGGGGCAAAUGGGCGGCAGAAAUACGAGACCCGAAGAAGGCGGCUCGUGUAUGGCUAGGCACGUUCGAUUCCGCGGAGGGUGCAGCCCUAGCCUACGACGAAGCCGCCCUUCGAUUCAAAGGCAACAAGGCCAAGCUCAAUUUCCCCGAAAGGGUUCAACCCAAAUCAGAUCCUCAAAAUAUGCCCUCUUUUAAUUCCGAAUACCGUAGGCCUAGUUAUAACGCCUCGACUUCGAACUCUACUCGCCAAGACAAUUAUACCCUCGAUAACGUUGUUCGUCGUCAAAAUACGGAGAUAAUUAUGGGUAGUGGCCAAUAUAAUAGUACUUAUAAUAAUAGUUUGAGCUAUGGAAAUUCGUCGCAAGGGAAUAUUAACUACGGUGGAGGUUCGUCUUUUGUUAGUUCUCAAGGUUUGUCGGAUAAUACGGCUACUACGAUCAUGUCUUCUUCGUUACCGUUUUUUUAUCAGCAGCAACAACAACAACAACAACAAGAACAACAACAACAACAACAACAAGAGUAUGAUCAGAGGUUUCAGUCGGGUAAUUACGGAGGUUCUUCUUCGGGAUCCGGUUCUAUGGAGAAUUUGGGAGAUCAAUUUGAUGGUAACACAAGAAGGUAUUUCUAUUGAGGAAUAUGAUCAAGAUUUGGUAAAACUAUAUAUUUCAUUUAUGCAUGUAUUAAUUAAGGUUUUGUUGUAUUGAAGUUUGUCGAUUUAAUGUAAGGUUUUUUUUUCUUUUUUUAUCGAAGUUUUUUCAAAGACUCGAAACGUACUUCGUCAUCGCGCGUUUGAGUCGAUUUUUAAGGGUUAUGCAUAUAUGAUUAUGUAUUUCAUAAUCCAUAAUUAUGUAUGACAUAUCUAUGAGUUGUUUGUGAUUCAUGGACUACAUUAAUAUAUACAUUGGUUUCUUCAAUUUUACGUAUCUCGUAUGGUUUGCCAGCUAUUAUAUAUACGAGAGUGUAAGUUUAUUCGGUACACCUAUACAACCAAGUGGUUUUUAGGAUCUCCAUUAAUUAAGGCCGCGAUUAUUAAUUAAUAAAUCAAGCUUUAUUGAGGUCACAUUUACUAAUUAGGUGUGUUUAUAUAACCUACAUUCACAUAAUUAAUCAAUCCCAUUUCAUUAAUUAUAUUACUUAGAAAUUAAUUAGUUUUGAUAAGUUGGAGUUCAUUAUUCACUAAUUGCUACAUUAUUUGAGGCUUAUCAAUUAAUCAAAGUUUCACUCUCUUGAGAUGAGCUGCCCUACUAAUACACCUCACAGAGACUA
Messenger RNA from Erythranthe guttata (spotted monkey flower), 2197 nucleotides. RefSeq names its product Integrase-type DNA-binding superfamily protein. The record is from RefSeq and is a predicted model, not a curated record. Gene Ontology annotation, biological process: ethylene-activated signaling pathway; regulation of DNA-templated transcription. Lineage: Eukaryota; Viridiplantae; Streptophyta; Magnoliopsida; Lamiales; Phrymaceae. Gene Ontology annotation, molecular function: DNA binding; DNA-binding transcription factor activity.